Sebastes umbrosus (honeycomb rockfish) is the source of this 3062-nucleotide messenger RNA. RefSeq names its product PAT1 homolog 2 (gene patl2). Gene Ontology annotation, biological process: P-body assembly; deadenylation-dependent decapping of nuclear-transcribed mRNA. Gene Ontology annotation, molecular function: RNA binding. Lineage: Eukaryota; Metazoa; Chordata; Actinopteri; Perciformes; Sebastidae. The record is from RefSeq and is a predicted model, not a curated record. Bases 134 to 2299 code for a protein of 721 amino acids. Gene Ontology annotation, cellular component: P-body. The transcript is spliced from 19 exons.
UACAGGUGAGUUCAAUUAAAGGUUAAUGAGCCUCCCUCGCUGACUGAAGAGAAGAGACAGCAGGGAACUUUGCAGGAGAAAGAAAGUCACCUCGUCGGCGUCAAGUGUAAAAAAAAAAGUCUCAAAAUAUACAAUGAGUGAUUCAGAACAGCAACAAGAGGCUGACAAGGUGUCCGAGCCUCAGUGGCCUGAGAAUGGAGAGGAGUGGAGUGAUGGAGAGGAUGGGACCAGUAUGGACUGUGGGCUUCUGCAGGUCAUGGCUGAGGAAGAUGAGGCGAUCAACGUCUACAAUGAUGAGACGUUUGGAAUGGAUCUCGAUGCAAACGGGCCUACAGUAGACCCCAGCAGCGGUCUCCUUCAGUUUGCAGAGUCGCCGCCUCCGCCACCACCCACACCACCACCCACACCACCUCCACCAGACCCCAAACCAUCAUCCCGCCACAGCUCCUGCUCCCCUCCGAGACAGAAGCCCCAGUAUGUGCCCCGGGCUCCCCCAGGGCAGCGUGGCAGAGGUAGGGGACAGAGAGGAGGGCUGGGCCGGGGGCAGAUGUUUGAAGACCCAGCUGUGAUGAGGAUGGUGGAGGGGCGACCAAGCCUCAAGACUCUUGACAGUGCCAUAGUGGACCUUGGGAACGCCAUGUACCGGAAGACCUUUGAGGAUGAUUUCAUGUCACCCUCUUCCAGAAAGACUAGAAGAAUCUCAGGAUCAAUACUUCAGGACAGUGCUAUAGUGUGUGUGAUCGAUGGUCACAGAGGCAGAGGUCAGCAUCUGACCUCCAACUUCCUGGAUGUGCCAUAUCCUGUCUCUUCCUUCAGGGGCAGGAGAGGGGAACCCAGAGGAUCCUACGCCAGGAGACAGUUUGGCCACAGAGGCCCCUCUCAGAUGCAUUCAUCCAUGGUACCAGGAUCACCCAUCUUCUCACGUCAGCCGUUAACCCCGCGGCAACAUUACAAUCAGACAGGGGGCUUCAUGUUUCCUACAAACCGGCCUUGCCCCUCCACUCCUCAGUCUCUGACUCCUAAGAUGAUGCAACUUCGCUUUGGUGCCAACUCGCCGAGGCCGUCCCCCUUCUACAGCCCCUCGUCUAAUCCAGUGCAGCAUUUCAGGUACCCCGGUCCCGUCACCCAGCUCCACCCACAACAUAAACGACUACUUAGUCAAAAACAACGCAUAUUCCAAAGAAAACCAGAGGACUGGGAUCCUUACUGCAACCUGAUGACGGCCAAAGAGAAGGAGUGGAUCACCAGGCUGCAGAUGAUUCAGCUGCAAAGUGAGAAUCCAUACCAUGAGGAUUACUAUUACCAGGAGUACUAUCGGCGAAUAGAAGCUAAGAUGGCAGAGGAAGAGCUGGGCAUCAGGAGCAAGAGGGAGCCCCCCAAGCUCACCACACCGUAUAUCACGAAAACUGACACUUACGCACCAGUGGUUCACAUUGAAGGCUCUUUGGGUCAAGUUGCUGUGUCCACAUGUUACUCUCCUCGCCGUGCUAUCAGCGCAGUUCAUGCAGUCCAAGCUCAGGGUCCACUCGAGGAUCAAAAAGAUGUCAGACAACAGCGGUUAGAGGUCUUCAGCAAAAUAGAAAAGUUGUUCAUGGUUCUGUUGGAGGUCGAGGAGGCGGAGAGGAUGAAAAGCACCGUCUUGUCUGAAGCAGAAGAAAGGAUGCUGAUGGAGAAGUCGCAGAGGAAAGUGGAGCACAUCUACUCCCAGCUGCAACAUCACAAUCCCCUAGAUUCAGGAGUGGAAUUUCUUCCUUUCCUGCUGGUCUCAAAAGGCAAAAGGCUUCUCGCCCGUCUGCUCCCGUUCCUGAAACAUGAUACUGCACUGAAGAUCUUGAGCAUCGUGACCUCUAACCUUCCUACGCUGAUGAGCAGAGAUCCAGACGAGGCCCUUCCAGUGCUAUAUCCGCCUCUCCGAAAUGUGAUUGGAGGCCUGACAUUCAGUCAGCUGAUUGUUGUCCUCAAAGACCUGGCAUCAUUGGAGUCUCUGACGACGUACGAGUCUCUCAAGCUGGCAUGUCAGAACAAGUUUGGACUGUCCCUGCUGUACGCUCUCCUGUCCCAAGGAGAGAAGCUGCUGUCCUCAGGUGUUCCUCUUGAGCCCAGCAUCGGAGACUUUGAGAGCUGGACCGACACAAUAUUCCAGGUGGCGGGACAGCUGUCCCAGUGUUCACUGGUGGAGCCGCUCCUCAUGCCCUCAAACUUGCUCACUCUCUUCUGCCGUUACCUGGACAAGCGCACUGUGCAUCAGCUGAAAAGCAACAUGGAGUCUGCAACGGGAUUCCUGGCUCUUCCAUCUUAAGAUGGACGUAAACUAAUUCAGCUAAUGACCAGGUUGUGAUGAGCACUAGAGUUAAAGGAGCAGAAGCACAGCUCUGACAAAAAAAACUCCUCAGUGUUCAUUAACAACAGAAGAAUGUACAAAAUGCUGUGAUUCUUAUUUUUUCCCCCCUCUCCCUCAUCCCUCACAUUUUUGCACACUCAAACUGUUUCCCUUUUUUAUUUCCUUUAUCUGAUCCUUUUACUUUCCUCCCUUUGGUCUCCAGUAGGUUACGUCAUUUACAAGUUAUUCUGAAAUCAAAAACCUGAUGUUUUUUUGUGUUUUAACUUUCCAAAACAAGGGUUGCCAUCAUUUCAUGAGAUUGCCAUAUACAGAGCUGGUAAAAUUACAAUCACUAGUAGAUGGAGCUGAUUUACUUCUAUCUAAUCCCAGUUAUAUUCAGAACAAGAAACUUGAGAUAUCACUUACUGAGAUAAAUGAGUUGGAUCAGAUAUUGGUGACCAGGUUGAGGAUUGUAUAGUAAUUUAUGAUUGUACAGCUGAACCUAUGUUCAUUAUUAUAAUAAUAAUAACCAUUAAGGAAGUUGGCAUGGUCUAUCAACAUAAGCCAUGCAAUUUAGUUUUUUUUGUAAAAAGGCAUGCAUUGUGUAUACAUGUGUAUCAAUACUAAAUAUGAUGUAUUUGAUGUAUUUUUUAUUUAUUAUAUUCAUUUGGAAACAGUAAUAAUUUAUAUUGCACCCUGUUAGAGCACUUGCAACACAAAUAAAAAAAAAAAUCUUUGAAAA